ACUGAAAAGCCCACAAUGAUACAAGUCAAUUGCAUGCAUAUAUAUACCCAAUCGUAGAUCUACGAUCAAUUCUACAAAUUUUCUCGUUGUUUUGGAGGGAUUUGAUUUGGUAGAAGAAUUCUCUGCAAAUUUCGAUUCGACGAAGCUCUUUUUUCUUUUGGGUCAAUUGGAUUGUGAAGGCUUAAGGUUCAGAGACACUUGUUUGCAAAGAAUAAGAAGUUGCAAAUUACUGAUAUGGCAUCUAGGCGGCAAGUUCGUUACAAUCGUCUUGCUACUGAUGACGAUAAUGACUACAAUACUGGUGGACAUGACCCCCGAUUUGACUAUACGCCAAAGUCCUUUGAUAAAGUCCCUUGGAAAUCUAUUGCCCUUGCACUUUUCCUGCUAGCUCUUGGAUGCAUGCUUCUUUUUCUGUCCUACUUCGUCUUCACAGGUCACAUGGGAGGAGAACGAUCCCAAGCUUAUGGCCUAUUAGGUCUUGGAAUUCUUACAUUCCUCCCAGGAUUUUAUGAAUCUCGAUUAGCAUACUAUUCAUGGAGAGGUGCCGAUGGCUACCGCUUUGCUUCCAUCCCUGAUUAUUGAGAGAGACACAUUAAUAACAGACAUGCAUUGAUGCACGUGUUCUACUUUUGUUGGACUUUGUGUGAUUUUGAAACUUUUUUUUGUUUAGGUACAAAUUCUGGAACUUAUUGUAUAGAGAGAACUUGCCUCAGUAUUUUGUUUGGUCAUUUUAGAUUUGAACUGACUUUUAGUAGAAUUCGUGUGUUCAAUCAGAGAUGUGGGGAGUAUAUGAUAUUUUGAGAAGAUGGCUUCGCACCCAGACAGGCUUGUUUCAAUUUCAUUUAUGUCAGGCUGGGCAUGUUCUUUUUAGUCCUGCUGUUGCCAAUGCAAAACACUAAACUCGGCUACACACCGAUUCACCAACUGGGUGAUCUUGGUUAACAAUUUUACUGAUUUUUAUAAAUUUAUUGUUGAUGUUGUUGAUGCGAUAUUA
Molecule: messenger RNA, 994 nt
Organism: Camellia sinensis
Lineage: Eukaryota; Viridiplantae; Streptophyta; Magnoliopsida; Ericales; Theaceae
Product: transmembrane protein (DUF872)
Cellular component (GO): endomembrane system
Source: RefSeq, a predicted model, not a curated record